This is a messenger RNA of Triticum aestivum (bread wheat), 2179 nucleotides long. Its product is annotated as protein FAR1-RELATED SEQUENCE 5-like. Bases 1 to 2055 code for a protein of 684 amino acids. The transcript is spliced from 2 exons. NCBI's taxonomy places the organism in Eukaryota, Viridiplantae, Streptophyta, Magnoliopsida, Poales, Poaceae. Gene Ontology annotation, molecular function: zinc ion binding. The record is from RefSeq and is a predicted model, not a curated record.
AUGUGUAAUAAGGAAGGAUUCAAGGCAAAAGAUAGUAAAGAGACUAAUGACCCCUUGAGGAAAAGGCGUAAGCAGACAGAUAUGCGAUGCGGUUGUGAUGCCCAUAUCUUUGUUAGACUUUGUGGGGAGAACACCUACAAGAUAGACUCACUGAUUGAGCACCAUGUUCAUGGCCUUGUAUCGCCUAAUAAGCGUCAUUUGAUCAGAUCAAAUCGUAGAGUUAGUGAGAGGGCAAAAAAUACUUUAUACACAUGUCAUAAGGCAAGUAUUGGAACGUCGCAGGCAUACAGGCUCCUGCAAGUUAGUGAGGGUGGAAUUCCGAAUGCUGGGUGCACAAAGAGGGACUUGCAGAAUUACUACCGCGGACUCAGGUAUAAAAUCAGAGAUGCAGAUGCUCAAAUGUUUGUGGCCCAAUUAGCUAGAAAGCAGGAAGUGAAUUCAGCAUUUUUCUAUGAUUUUGAGGUGAAUGAUGAGGGGGAGUUGGUGCGUGUGUUCUGGGCGGAUGCCACCAGCAGGAAGAACUAUAGUCACUUUGGUGAUGUGAUAUCCUUCGAUUCUACAUACACCACUAAUCAGUAUAACAUGAUAUUUGCACCAUUUACAGGGGUUAAUCAUCACUUACAAAGUGUCUUUUUUGGUGCUGCAUUCUUAUCAAAUGAGAAGGAUGAGUCAUACAUUUGGUUAUUUCAGACCUUCCUAACAGCAAUGGGAGGGGCAGCACCUAGACUCAUCAUAACCGAUGAAGCCACUAGCAUCAAGAAUGGUAUUGAUAAAGUUCUUCCAACAACUGUGCAUAGGUUGUGCAUGUGGCAUAUAAUGGAAAAGGUUCCUGAAAAGGUUGGACCUUCGAUUAGAGAAGAUUCUGAUUUUUGGACAAGAUUGAACUCGUGUGUUUGGGGUUCGGAAACUUCAACUGAGUUUGAGUCACAAUGGAAUUCCAUCAUUACUGAUUUUGGGUUGGAGGAAAAUGAGUGGUUGGCCAAGAGGUUUAGCAUUCGAGACACAUGGAUACCAGCGUACUUUAUGGAUAUAUCUCUAGCAGGCAUUCUUCGAACCACUUCAAGAUCAGAAAGUGCAAAUUCUUUUUUUAACCGCUUCAUUCAUCGAAGGCUCGCUUUUGUUGAGUUUUGGCUGAGGUUUGACACAGCUUUAGAAUGCCAACGUGAGGAAGAAUUAAUGGCAGACAACAGAAGCAUACAUACCACCCCUCAACUAUUUACACCAUGGACAAUGGAGAAACAAGGUAGUGAGGUAUUCACAUAUGAGGUGUUCGAGAAACUUCAGCUACAGAUUAUUGCUGCUAGAGACCAUUGUUUUGUUCAGAGUAUUACACAAGGUGUGGGGGUAAAAAAUGUGACCCUGAGAGGUCGGUCUGGUAAAGUUAGGGAGGUUUGCUAUGACACUACAAGCAUGACAGCAAACUGUUCGUGCAAGUUGUUUGAGUCAGUCGGUUUUCCAUGUCGCCAUAUUAUCCAAGUGUUGAGGAUUGAAAACCAAAAUGAGCUUCCCAGCCACUACAUUAUGAAAAGAUGGCAGAAGAGGUGCAAAAGGGAGAAUGUUUAUGAUGAACAAGGAAACCUACUAGAAGAAAAACCCACGGAUGCACUGGAUGCGGCCACGAGAAAGAAGAUUUCAACUGUACGCAAUAAGAUGGAAGAACUUAUUCAAAAGGCGAAGCAUUCAGAUGAAGGCAUGGACUUCUUAACAUCAAGUGUUUUGAACAUUGAGGCGCCUUUGGACCAAAUGGUCCCUGCAGCUACCCAAAGCACUAGGCAAGAGGAAUAUGAGGCUUUUAUUGGUUGCAAUAUUCCAACCGAAGUUCAUAUACAUCCGCCAACGGAUGUUCGUGCCGUGGGAAGAUGCAAAAGAAUAAAGCAAGGAAAGGAGAUUAAGGAGGGGGAUCGGAAAAAUAAGGACAAAGAAGGGAAGGUAAAGGUCGCACGCUUGUGCAAGACGUGCAAGCAAAUGGUGUUUCAUGAUAGUCGUAAUUGUCCAAGCAAAAAAGGGAAAGGGAGUGUGAUUGUGCAAGAUAUGCAGCCAAAUAGUGCUUCCUGAUACAACAAGUUGUCCAAGCAAAGAAUAAAUUUAUCUAUGUUAUCAUGUACACUUUGGUGUACUGAAUUCAUGUAAUGGAUCAGAAUUUGUGUUAUGUCAAAAAAAAAAUCUUGAUUUAUGACAA